UCUUGUCUCUCUCUAGGCUUUCCAGCUAAGAUUUUCUUCUCUUUUUGUUCUUUCUAAUCUCAGCAAUUACAUUAGGUUUCUUCUUCCUUUGUUCACCAUUAACAAUGGAGGUGAAAUCCUGAAAGAGGGUAUGAUAGUCUUUUUAGGAUCUAUACAUUAGAAGUAAUUUGUUUGUCUGGUAGAUUACAAAAAAAGGUGUCUUUUCUAACACAGAAACAGGAGAAACAGAGGUUUCAGGACAGUAUUAGGUUUGUUUCUGAGUCACCUGUUUCUCUUAGAGUUGGCCUUCAUUAUCAGAAACCUCCAAAACUCAAAUUCCUUUCUGGGUUUCACUUCUUUCACUGCAAAAGAUUGUCUUUCGAAUCCUAAAACUCACAACCACUAGUGCAAGUAAGCCUUUUUUUUUUUUUUUCCUCGAAGCAUUAUUUGCUCAUUAAUAUUGCUUCUAUUUUUGUAAGAUUUUGCUAUUUGGGUACUUUGUUAUUUUAAAAUAAAUAUUCACAGUGGAUCUCAUCGACCUUUGCUGGGAGCCAACUUUGACAACAAUUUUACGAUUUAAUACGAUUUCUUGUUGGGUUUUCUCUCAUUGUACUUAAAAGAAUGAUAAUGAAUGCGUUGAUGUUUUAAUUUAGAUUCAUGUUUUUUAUGUGGAGUAGUAAAGAAAUGGGCUAAUUGUAGUAACAUCAGUUGUUAACCAGGCAAUUAUUUCAUGAGGUUUUUGUUCUGCAAGAUUCAUUGUCCGUCCUUCAUUUGCUUUUGCAAACCCUCUCCUCACAUUUACACUCCUGGACCACUGAAAUUGGGAAAUACCCCACAUGUGCCUUCAAAACUUGACUCAGUUCCUGAAGCCUCUGAUCAAUUACCUGGUGAGACCAUUGAGGUCAAGGAAGAGAGUUUAAAUGGGAACCAAUCACCAGCUGAGAACUGCCUGAAAAGCAGUCUCAGAAAGCCGACUUGGGGAUCAGGUGCUGUGGAAGAGAAUCAGAAGAAGCAAGUACAAUGGAAGGAUUUUUUAGGGAAAGAACUUGUUGAAAUCAGGGAAUUUGAAUCCAGUGAAAUAGAGUAUACCGACAAUGAAAGCGACGACAACAGAGGAUGUGUUUGUGUUAUUCUAUGAACCUGCUCAAUCAGCUUCUGCUCUAUCAUUUCCAACACCGAUUAUUACAGCUGUGACAAGAGAAGCCAUAACAGCUUAAUCGUCUGAACUUCAUCUUAUUUAUCAUAUGGGUGGGAAAGGAGCUACAUCAGGCUGAAUGUUCGACUCUGAAUCUCUUUGGUGCUGCCUCAUCAGCUUUCUACAAGACUACUUCACAAGAACCCUAUAUAGAUAUAGUAGACAGUUACUUUUCUUUUGUAAAUUGUAAGAAUGCCAAGCUAUUUUUUAUUUUCUUUUUCGCAACAAAAUAUGAUGAUUCUUCAACAGCCAAUGAAGUUUCAGGCAACCUCUAAUCUUUGCCUGUUUGCCA
Molecule: messenger RNA, 1466 nt
Organism: Corylus avellana
Lineage: Eukaryota; Viridiplantae; Streptophyta; Magnoliopsida; Fagales; Betulaceae
Source: RefSeq, a predicted model, not a curated record